AUGGCACUCCCUAAGCUUCCCACCCGCAAGCUCGGCAAAAAUGGCCCACAGGUCACUGCCCUGGGCUACGGCACCAUGGGCCUGAGCGCCUUUUACGGCACUCCCAAGCCGGACGAGGAACGAUACGCAGUGCUCGAUCAUGUAUACAAGUCGGGCGAUCUCUUCUGGGACACUGCCGACAUUUACGGGGAUAGCGAGGAUUUACUAGGCCGCUGGUUCAAGAGAAAUCCUGGCGCUAGAGAGAACAUCUUCCUGGCUACCAAGUUCGCGAACUAUGUCGAUCCUAAAACCGGAGAGCGACAAAUUCACAAUGAACCGGACUACAUCCGGAAGGCUGUCGACAAAUCCCUGAAGAGGUUGGGCAUCGACCAGAUCGAUUUGUACUAUUGCCAUCGAAUCCAAGCCGACCAACCCAUCGAGGUCACAGUGAAAGUCAUGAAGGAGUUGCAGGACGCAGGCAAAAUCAAGUACCUGGGUCUUAGCGAGUGUAGUGCCGACACUCUCCGCAGGGCAUGCAAGGUGGCACAUAUCGAUGCUGUGCAGAUGGAAUACAGCCCCUUCUCGUUGGAGAUUGAGGAAUUUGGUCUUCUCGAGGCCUGUCGAGAGCUUGGGGUUGCAACAGUCGCCUAUUCCCCCUUGGGCAGAGGCUUCUUGACCGGGAGCGUCCAGAGUCCAGCGGAUUUUGAAGAAGGCGAUUUCCGCAAGUUUAUGCCCCGGUUCAGCCCAGAAAACUUCCCCAAGAAUCUGAAAUUGGUCGAGGAUUUGAAGACCUUGGCUCAUGAGAAAGGCUGCACAGCAGGUCAACUCGUGCUUGCAUUUUUGAUCGCUCAGGGUGAUGAUAUCAUCCCCAUUCCGGGGACGACAAAAAUCAAGAACUUUGAUGAAAACUUGGACGCUCUCAAGGUCAAGAUCACGAAAGAGGACCUCGAAAAGAUCCGCAAGGCCAUCAAGGCAACCCAAGUGAUUGGAUCGCGCUACCCUCCAAAUGGAACCAAAGGUCUUCUCGUGGAUACUGUCCCCUUGGAGGAGUGGUCCAAAACUCAUCCGGGGGAGUAG
Molecule: messenger RNA, 1056 nt
Organism: Capronia epimyces CBS 606.96
Lineage: Eukaryota; Fungi; Ascomycota; Eurotiomycetes; Chaetothyriales; Herpotrichiellaceae
Product: alcohol dehydrogenase
Exons: 2
Coding region: 1-1056 (351 amino acids)
Cellular component (GO): cytoplasm
Source: RefSeq, a predicted model, not a curated record